Molecule: messenger RNA, 6588 nt
Organism: Trichomycterus rosablanca
Lineage: Eukaryota; Metazoa; Chordata; Actinopteri; Siluriformes; Trichomycteridae
Product: hyccin 2-like
Exons: 12
Coding region: 397-1890 (497 amino acids)
Biological process (GO): protein localization to plasma membrane; phosphatidylinositol phosphate biosynthetic process
Cellular component (GO): plasma membrane
Source: RefSeq, a predicted model, not a curated record
UGAGUGAGGCAGCUGAGAGGAAUGUCGGUGAGGGUGAACGGUUUCGGUAGAUUUUGGUGUGGGUGCCGCAGUGCACGGUUCGGUUCGGUGUUUCGGGGACUGUAGGUGAGCUGGGUGAGCUGUACGCGGUGCUGUGGAGGUUUAUAUGAAGCUCUGGGCGCUGCUGCGGGAUGAAUGAGCGGAAUGACAGCAGCCUGACUGAGUGAACUAGUCCGGACUAGUGCAGCUAUUUGCAUUGCAGGAGGAGGCCGACCGCGACUCAGGACUGACUGCUGCACCUUUACAGCUUCUAUUCUUCAUAUUUCAGCCGGUGAGCCGUUGAGGAUCAGAUGUUCGGUUCCAUGGAGGCUCGAGCUCUUCACGCCGUGAUCAUCUGAGUACCAGGAGACCGUGAGGAUGUUGGGGGACGGCAGAGUCGUGGAAGAAUGGCUUUCAGAAUACAAGACGUUACCCGAGUCUCAGUUCUCCAGCUACGCCAGCGCCCUCUAUAAGAAGAAGAAUCUGGUUCCAGCGCUCUACAGAGUCAUCCAGGACCCCAACAGUGAGUUACUGGAACCAGUCUGCCAUCAGCUGUUCGAGCUGUAUCGGAACUCAGACCCCCGCCUGCGGCGCUUCACCCUGCAGUUCCUGCCCGAGCUGGUCUGGGUGUACCUGCGGCUGACGGUCAGCAGGGAGCGCUACAGCAGCGGCUGCAUCGAGGCUCUGCUGCUCGGCAUCUACAACCUGGAAAUCGUGGAUAAAGAGGGAAACGGCAAACUGCUGUCCUUCACCAUCCCAUCACUGUCCAAACCAUCCAUAUAUCAUGAGCCCUCCAGUUUAGGUUCGAUGGCUCUGACAGAGGGGGCGCUCUCUCAGCACGACCUGAUCAGAGUGGUUUACAGCGGCCUGCACCCUCAGAGAGAGACCUUCACUGCUCAGAACAGGUUCCAGGUGCUGUGCUUCCUCAUGCUGUGCUAUAACUCUGCUGUGGUGUUCAUGCCCGCGUCCUCGUACCAGGCUGUGUGCCGCAUGAGCUCACGGUUGUGUGUGUGUGGUUUUCCGCGGCAGCAGCAGAAGUCGUGGCGGGAGUCGUGUAACCGGGUGGUGCUGGACCCCGAGUUUAUGGUUCAGAUGCUCACAGCUGUUUAUCACGCAACUUAUAAUGGUGAGUGGGAGCUGGGACGGGAGGCGCUGGAUGAUAUUCUGUACAGAACUCAGCUGGAACUUUAUUCUGAACCACUGCUGUUGGGGAACGCGAUGAGGAACUCGUUACCGGAGAGCGCCCCCGAUGGUUCCCAGGGUAAGAAGGUGCUGCAGGUGGAGGUCACGCCCACUUUUAGGAGGAUCUGUCGCACCGUCGUCACAGCGGCAUCCAUCCGCCGACUCCGCUGGAAAAGAGAAGAUGCUGACGGGAUGAGUUUGGGUGAUGAGUCCUUCAUCCUGCACGACCCCGAUGAGGGUUUCUCCUCCGGCGCCUCCAGCAGCAGCCAGCCGGGCGCGGGCCGGCCAGCGGGGGGCGCCGGGGUGCGCUCGGGCUCCCAGAAGAGCUCCAGGAAGAGCGGCUCGGGUCGCUCGUAUCGGGAGAGAGCCCGGGAGAACUCGGCCGACGCGCGGAGGGAGUCGGAGCCGCUCCUGAGGGCCCAGAGCCCCCCGCCCACCAUCACGCUGGACGCCAUCGAACUGACCACCGUGAAGACCACGCAGAGCCUCAGUCGAACCUGCAGCAUGAACGCGGGGGUGAGCGGGGAGCGGCGGGGGGCAGGACGGGGGGCGGCUCAUCGUCUCUCCAGCCUCAGCCUGAAGGAGGAGGAGCUGAGGAGGAGCGAGGGGGAUCUCCUCUCACCCGGAGCUCCUCUCACCAAGGAGUCUCGCUCACCCAGCUUCAACAUGCAGAUCAUAUCACAGGUGUAACUCCCACUCCUCCUGGUCCGAAAUCACCCCCUCCUCCUGUCUGUUCACAUCUCGUCUCUCUCUCUCUCUCUCUCUGUCUUCCUCUAGGUGGCGCUCCAUCCACAUUUUAUACUGAUCACACUGGUGCGUUAGAGAAGCGCAGCGGUUAAACGUUUACAUUAAAUACGUUUUCUUUUCUGUAUAAUGAAUCAUUAUUAGAUUAUUUAGUGCUGGUGAAGCUGGAUGGACGUCGUCGUCGUUCUGCUGCUGUUUUUAUUAUAAACUCUCAUUGUUAAAGGAAACUCCAGUGAUUUAAGAGUGACGUUUACACCCCUCGCUCAGGUCAUCAUCGUUACGUUAACCUUUCACCCCGCCUCGCACUGAACGACGUGUAAAAUGUUGCUUCAAUUUAAUCUCAUUUUAAAAAACUCAAUCUAAUCUGAAUCCAGAACCACCACUGAUCCACGUAAGAUUAUUUAUUGCUUUAACAGCGCAGUGCUGAUCAGUUCCAGCAGAGGGCAGCUGUACUCGAGUAGAUAAGAAACUGGACUAGUAAUCGAAAGGUCACUGGUUUAAGCCCCACCACUGCCAGGUUAACAUUGUUGGGCCCUUGAGCGAGGCCCUUAACCCUCUAUUGUUUAGACUGUAUACUGUCACAGUGCUGUAAGUCACUUUAAAUGAAAGCGUCUGCUAAAUACUGAAAAUGUAAAUAUAAAUACACUGUAGGCUUUUAUUUAUUUAUGAUGCUAUAAAACGUCUUUUAUCCGUCUGGACUCACUUUUAAAUCAGACCUGCAUUAAAAUCAGGAUUAGUUGCUCUGCUACCGGUCGGCUGGGCGCCCCCUUGAUUCUGCAGCAGAUAAAAUCGGCCGCUAGUCUGCUGGGUGGGAAAAGACGGGACUAAAAAGUGGGCGGGGUCUCCGAUGCUGUGUAAGGCGCCUGUACAGAAGUGGAGGAACGUGGAGAUCAGGGCGUGUCUCUCCGCCGAUCCACCGAAGUACUGGGGAUAAGGAGGGGUCGCGUCGGAGGGAGGGCGUGUCAGGAGAAUACACCCUCCUCGUACACCAUCGGGGUCUACAGCAGAGGAAGGGGAACUGGCUACGACUAAACCCGGAGUAAAGAGAGGAAAUACCAGCUGCUGUGUUUUCCUCAGUAAUGAAAUUGUUGUCCUUGGUAAUAACACGCAGAAAAUCACUGGAGUUUUUAUUUAACAGGUUCAGUUUGUCGAUAUUUUUAGUUUGAUGACUGUGUUGGAUAUUUGGAUGGGAGAACAUGCUGAAUUUCUUCCUCUCUCAGACCAAACUGAACAUUCCACUUAUACCAGACUGAUGCAGUGUAACAAGGUUGUGGGUUUGAACUGGUCGUGUAUCUGACACUGGUUCCUGUAGUCCUGGUCAGACUGGGAGUGAAAGUGAACCUGCUGCCUCAGCUGCCUCAGCUCGGGUCAGAUCUACACCCGCCUCCAGCUUCUGAGGUUUUUAUAUUUAAUAAUUAAAUCUUAGUGACUCUUUAUAUUAGAGAUAAAGCUUAUAGAGCUGCGUGAUAAACACACACGGUGAUUUAUAUUCAAAUAUAAACACUUGGAGUCUUGAUCAAAUAACAUUCAAGCCAUUGAAGGUUAAGGGCCUUCCUCAGGGGCCCAACAUUGGAGCAUUGGAACAGUGGAUAAAAUAGCUGAACAUCAUAAGCUCACGAUCACUCGAAUGAUGUAGCAGUAAAAUACUGCAGCUCAUUACUGCUAACAUCCAGAGUUCAGACCUCAGUGGUGCUAUCAGCCGGUCGGGCGUCUACAUACAGACACGAGCGGCUUCGUCUGCUGAAUUCUGACCAGGAUAAAACGUCUGUAAAAACAUCAUGAACACAAACCAACUAUAAACUCUUUAGGAUGGUUUAAAACAUUCCACAUACUGAAUAAAUAAAUCCUUUUAAUUCUUUAAAUAAUAAAUCAGAAAAAAUCGUGCUCUAAACUUCAUUCCUCAUCAUGAGAUCAUGAGAACGAUUUGCUCAAAAUAGUUCAGCAAAUAAAAUCUGAUCAGAUUCAGUCGUCAGAACCGUGUGUGUUUACAGUCCAACACGUUUAGCUUUUAUCAUCGCGGCUCUAUGAACUUUAUUCCUAAUUAAAGUGGAACCUAAAUGUGAUCAUUUGAUCGGGAGUGACGUUGGCAGGUCGGGGGCAUCCGCAGGUCGGAGGUGUCUGCUGGUCGGGGCGUCGGCAGGUUGGCUGGUUGGGGUGUUGGUUCAGUCGUGGGUGUCGGCUGAUCAGGGGCGUCAACAGGUUGGCUGUUCGGGGCGUCGGCUGGUCGGGACGGCAGAAUUUCUGAGCUGGUUUACGUAGCUACGUGUAGAGUUUAUAACCAGUUAGCAAUAAAUAUCAGGUUCAUCUGAAGAGAUUCAAGCAAUCAGUGCUGAGUCACAGUCUGCAUUCCUACUCUCCCCCCCCCCCCCCCCCCCCCGGACAUUUAUAUUCACCUCGGUAAGUUCCGUCCCGAACGCUGUACGCUGUGUUUAUAAUCCUGAACACUUUCAGUCUUUUGAAAUGUACUUUUAUUUUAUUAUUAUAAUUAUUAUUAUUAUUCUUUGUUAGCGUCGUUUGUUUUUGAUUCUUUGGUUUGAGACGUUUUGUUAAUCACUGUUUAAUUGAAAUUGAGGAUUUAAUUUUAUUUCUGUUUGAUUCUGAGGCCAAAAUGUUUGUUGUUGAAUCACUGAACGUUUCACUCACGCGUUUCUGCUGAAGCUUCUGUGUCAGAAACACGCCGUGAUGUUCCAUGUUGUCUCGUGUUGUUAGUGUGUGUGUGUGUGUGCGUGCGUGUGUGUGUGUGUGUGUGUGUGUGUGUGUGUGUGUGUGUGUGUGCUGCUGUUCCUAUCCUUGAGUGAAUGUUUCUGACUGAUUAGUGAUCCCACCGUCCGUCAUCAUUUCAUGUUCAGUCUGUUUGCUGUGAGACGCUCCUGCUGAGACUCGGUCCAGUUCCUGUGGUGCAGAUGAACGUGUGUGUGUGUGUGUGUGUGUGUGUGUGUGUACGUGUGUACGUGUGUGCGUGUGUGUGUGUGUGUGUGUGUGUGUGUGUGUGUGUGUGUGUGUGUGUGGUUGUUAUGUAGUACAUUUCACUGAACCUCCAGUAGUGCUCGGGUCGGGUGACGACGUGUUUUUGGAACCUUUGUAACGUCGUAGCUUCAGUAACCUGCUGCUGACCUUACAACUGAAAACGUACCUGUCCAGGUUCUUUUGGGGCGGGGCUGACAGCACUGUUAGAUGCUGAUUGGUUACUCACAGUAUGCAGUCAUACCCAAUCAAACAUCUCAUGUUGGUUAUCCUCUGAAACAUCACUGAUCCGGGGGUCUAAUGUCACCGGUGCUAUCGACCAUUCAUACAAACGUACCCCCCCCCCCGUCCACCAGGAGGUCUGCAGAUCACGCCCAUCUAUCACCCCUCACACCGGCCUCCAGGUACAGAAGCAUUUAAAGCCCUGUUCAUGGUUAUUUCUGAGCAUGGUGACCCCCUCAUGCACCAUCACACCGUCCCAGGUCUUCAGACUCCAAACUGCUGUUUCCUUAGUGCAGGUUUUCCACGAUGGGUCCGAGGCUGGGUGACAGGGGUGAGAAAAACCUAAAUACUAUAAGAAAGAUCUCUUGGGAGGAGCCGGACCCACCAGGGACCUCAGUCCUGCCUGAUAUUAGCCGAUCAUGUCUGUGCUGAUGCUCGACCUGCCAGCAGGAGGGUUGUGGGCUGGUGUACUUUAGCGCUGCGCCACCUUCUGGUGUACCCAGAAAUAACCCAAAAUAAGCUCCCGGGCCGGGACUGGACCCAGGAUGAGACACGUUGUAGAUCGAAAGAUUAAAGCACGUCCAUGUAAACACACCUGAUGUGUCCUGUAGUGUUUGUGGUUUCUCCCUGUCCGGUGAUUAUAUGUGGUUCAAACCAUCAUCGUCCCCACAUUACUGCACCAUCAUCAUCAUCACGUCUCAUUUUACUCCUUCAUGACUGGACCACAUGAUACUGGACUUUAUUUCUUACUGCACUUUAUCAGUUCUUGGUCUUUAGUGGCUGACGUGUGUGUGUGUGUGUGUGUGUGUGUGUGUGUGUGUGUGUGUGUGUGUGUGUGUGUGUGUGUGUGUGUGUGUGUGUGUGUGUGUGUGUGUGUGUGUGUGUGUGUGUGUGUGUGUGUGUGUGUGUGUGUGUGUGUGUGUGUGUGUGUGUGUGUGUGUGUGUGUGAGUGAGUGAUGGAUCUCCAGACGAUCUUCUAGAUGUUUCCACGCCGUCCAUUUGAAACCGAUUCUAUGCAAAUCUGCGUUUUCUUCCUCCGUCCUUCUCUCAGAUUGCUGGUGUGUGUGUGUGUGAGUGUGUGUGAGUGUGUGUGUGUGAGUGUGUGAGUGUGUGUGUGUGAGUGUGUGAGUGUGUGUGUGUGUGUGUGAGUGUGUGAGUGUGUGAGUGUGUGUGUGUGAGUGUGUGUGUGUGUGUGUGUGUGUGUGUGUAAACCUAUAGAAUUCAGCUGUAAUUUGUCGGACCUUCUCACUUAAUCAGGACUGAUCGAUGUGACCUCAGUGAAAGUGAAAUCGUGGAUCUUCGAUGCUGUAAAUUUAAAGUUUAUUUUAAAUCUGAAUAAAUGUAAAUAAAAAUGUAUAAACUGAUCAGAUAAGAAAGAUUUACGUUAUUAUAAUAAUUAUAGUUAUCGGGAUGAAACAGAAUCUGUAUAUCGGUGAAUAAAUCUCGUGCUGUUAUGAA